Messenger RNA from Podospora pseudocomata, 990 nucleotides. RefSeq lists its product as uncharacterized. Bases 1 to 990 code for a protein of 329 amino acids. The record is from RefSeq and is a predicted model, not a curated record. The transcript has a single exon. Lineage: Eukaryota; Fungi; Ascomycota; Sordariomycetes; Sordariales; Podosporaceae. Gene Ontology annotation, molecular function: protein binding.
AUGUCACUCAUAGAACUUCCAGCCGAGAUCCUUCUUCAAAUCUUCGACCAUGUGGGCUCAUCAUACUUCCGCUCAGAUCUAUCACGCCUCAGAGUCUGUAAGCGAUGGAACGGACUUGCCCAUAUCGUGUGCUUUCGCGAGGCCUGCAUCACGACCAAGAUGCUACGAAGAAUGGCGUCGUCUCCGUACGCGGAGUCAAGUCUCCGCGAGAUGGAGAUUCUCGACCUGAACCUGGAAGGCUUCGGCACUGUCCGGCCGGGGACUGUCUUGGACCCAAAAGAUUCCAGCUGGAAUUACGUCCCGGAUCAAUCGUCAUUGCAAAGGAGGACAAUGGAACUAAACGACGAUCUCGUCCACCUCGCCACCAUCAUCAAACAAUCCCGAAAAUUACGCACCCUGCGCAUCAAAGCUAUCAAGCCAUCGAACCCUGUUUUUGAAAUCCGAGAGACGUACCUCUUCCCAUCCACGUUACGCGCCUUGCUCCUAUCAACCAGCAACCUGACCGCCCUGGAGCUAGACCUCUACGGUACUCGACCAGAACCAGAGGGUCAUCCCCACCACGGCGAUGACGGCCACGUCUGCCCGAUGAUCGGCGCGCUUCUCCCAACGUUGCAGCGUCUACGGCUGCGCGUGCGCACCAUCUGCGCCGAUGCCCUUAAACCCCCGCGAGACUUCCCCGGUCCUCUUCCUUUGCGUGUGCUGCUCGUUGACUUUGUUUUGACCGAGGAGCUGGCAAACGAAAAGUCAAGGUUCACCGCACGCUGCGGUGGCCCGGGGAGAUUUGUCAGGUUGGCCCAGGUGGUGAGAGGGGUUGUUCUGAGCCGGGCGCGGGCUCUUUUGCCACAUAUGUCUGCUCCCAAGAUGGUGAGGAUACUGACGCGUACGUUUUCGGGCGAUGAGAUUCAAGGGAUUAAUGUGUUGACUGGUAAGAAUAUUAAAGUCAAAAAGGAUGCGGAGUGGGAUGGUGAUUCUGAGGUCAUGAUGGAUUGA